Messenger RNA from Armigeres subalbatus, 1831 nucleotides. RefSeq names its product selenocysteine insertion sequence-binding protein 2 (gene Sbp2). The transcript has 2 exons. The record is from RefSeq and is a predicted model, not a curated record. Gene Ontology annotation, cellular component: ribonucleoprotein complex. Gene Ontology annotation, molecular function: mRNA 3'-UTR binding; ribonucleoprotein complex binding; selenocysteine insertion sequence binding. Bases 200 to 1432 code for a protein of 410 amino acids. NCBI's taxonomy places the organism in Eukaryota, Metazoa, Arthropoda, Insecta, Diptera, Culicidae. Gene Ontology annotation, biological process: selenocysteine incorporation.
GACCAAGAAAAAAUCAAUCGAUUUGUUUACUAUCCAUCGAGUGCAGAACAAGACAAGAAGAAAAGUUUUCAGUGGAUCAGACAAUUUUUUCUUAAAAAUCAAUCGCCCAAAUGGUUGAUAAGUUAACUUAAGUCUGUAUCAAAAUGUCCUAGUUUUCGGUUAUUGUAAAGCCGCAGUGAAAGCGCCUAUUUUGGACAUCAUGAAUAGCCACUUUGAGGGAGAAUUUCCUGCUCUGGGGGCGGGUGGCGGAUCCACCCAUCUUCCAUUAUCUGAUUUGGAAAAAUCAUCGGCCCGGAAAGCUCGAAAGGAGGCGGAAAAGCAGAAAAAGCAAGCCAAGCGCUAUGAAGAGCAGCUCAAGAAGAUUCGUGGCCCGAAAAGCCAGAAGAUCCAGAUGAUCGACGAGAGCUUCUUAGAGAAGUAUCAUACCGCUCAAGCGCUCCCACCGGGACCGACCCUGAAGACGAAGAAACGAUCGAAGAAAACUCCCAGCGACGUGGUGCAGAUUAAUCUGUCCGACUGCAUCAGGGACCGUUUGUCACUGGUGGAAAAGGGGGAAGUCGGAAGCGGCGGGGAACUGAAGGCGUUGAUCAAGCCAGUCGUUCCGAUUGCCAUCACCCAGCCGAUCGUAUUGCACAAAGGCAAACAGCGGGAAGUUCCAAAGGAGAAAAAGUUGUCGAAGCUGAAGAAAGAGAUUAUUAAUAAUCGGAAGGUUAAGCAAGAUGGCCAGCUGAAGGUUGACGCCGAAUCUGGGAAUCCGGACGUAGCAGAUGAAAUAGUUGCUGAGACAAUUUUGAAUGGCAGCGAAAAUGGUAAUGACCUUGUUUUGGGUGGCGUUUCGCCCUUUCUGAAGGCCAUUGAACGCUGUUGCUCGAGUGAAGGCAUGGUUCCACCUGCAAUCGGAACCGAGGAGUACCAGAACGGGUUCCCAGCUUUGAAUGACACUGUGAAGGCAUGUGAGGAAAAGUCUCUUCACUGCAGAACGUUCCGAGUGUACUGCGAUCAUCUUAUUACGGAUGAGUUGCGUGAGCUGGUGGAGAAUGUGGUGUCGAAGCUGUUUCAGUUCCAGUCGAAUGCGUACGACAAGAACCCGAUCAAGGCCGUCAGCAACAAGCGCUAUUGCGUCGGUUUCAAUGAAGUACUCAAACAUCUGGAAACGCGCAAAAUCAAGCUGGUUGUGAUCGCCCCAGACUUGGAGCCGAACGACAGCAUCGAUCAGCUGGUCGAGCGUGUCAAAGUCGUCUGUCGUCAGGCGCGGGUGCCGUAUGUGUUCGCCAUCAAACGUCGCAAACUGGGAUUUCAUCUGAUGAAGAAGGUUCCAGUAAGUUGUUUGGGUGUCAUCAGCUACGACGGCGUGGAUACUGCGGUUAAACGGAUUCUGGAAAUAGUCGACCAGGAACGUGUCAACUAUCGCAAUACUGCCGUCGGGAAGUAGUAGAGAUGUAUCCGGUCGAAGUUCUCAAAUGCCAAAAAUGAUACUCAUUAAUUAAUCUUCCACUCCAUUCCACUAAAAAGCUGUCUACCAUCAUACCUUUGAUAAGUCCCUCUAGUCAUAAUUAUUAAAGUGUGUGUGCAAUAAUGUGUGACAUUCCCGACGACCUAAAUAGGCAAUAUCAAUAACUUGGAUCCAUAGGUUGAAUCUGCUGAAGUCUCUCGUCUGACAGUGGCCCCCCACCGGAUCCGAUGUCAAUCGGAAACGGAAGGGGCCCUGCGUGAGUAACGCGAGAUCUAUGUUUUAGAUGUUGUAUCGUUGGUACAAAAUAGCAAGUUGGUUGAUAAAACCGCCAAGGGCAAAAGGUACUAAUACCAAAUAAACAAUAUCAAAUAGUGUCAA